AUGGUUAACCAAGAGGAAUUAGAAGAAAGGCUGAAGAAGCUGCUGGUGAGGCUGAAAACCCCACAGGAAGACAGACAACUGUGCACGCUGAUCCAAAUCAUCCAGGACCUGCUUUUCCUGGCUCACGCAGACUGUGCAGCUGAACUGUUUGAGGACAAAGAUGUCCACAGCCCCCUCAUGGUGGUGCUCUCAUCCUACAUCAGCAGCAGAGGAGUCCAGCAGGUGGGUUGGUCGCUGCUGUGUCGGCUGAUUGAAAUAUGCCCCGGUACGCUCGACCAGCUGGCCAAACCUCUGAAAGACGCGAAGGACUGGGAAGUACUGGGAGUGCACCAGCAGAUCCUGAAGGUAUUGUCUCAGUUCAGGACUGACUGCAGAGUGACCAUGGUUGGACUCCGAGCCCUGGCUCUCCUGCUAAGAUCAGACAAUGUUCCUCUGCUGGUGCUGGAGGAGGAGGAGGAUGUGUUUGGCCUGGUGGUGCAGGCGAUGAAGACAUUCCCCACCAGUGAAGAAGUGCAGUUCCAAGGCUGUGGCGCUCUGCAGUUACUCCUGGAGACAGUGAGCGAUGACCACCUCGUAGAGUUUGUGGAGAACCAGGACCAUGCUGUGGUUCUCACGGCUCUCCAGAGUUUCCCGGACAGUCCGGAUCUGCUCCUGCAAGCCAUGAAAGUGCUGCUUCCACUGGCUUGCCCUGGCAGUAACGUGGAGAUUUUGAUGUCGGGAGGCGCUCGGUGCUACAGCGUACUCAUCACAGCCAUGGACGCCUUCCCGGAGGUGGAGGAGCUGCAGGAAACGGCCUGCUGCCUGUUCAAGAGGUUUACAUCAGAGGUCAGUAUGAAUGAGGGUGCGCUCGUUUUGUGUCAUCAUGCAGAGAGCUACUACAACAUCCUGGUGUUGAACGGCGUCCAGAGGGUUGCGGUCAGGGCCUGUCAGACAUUCCCCGACAACGCCACGCUGCAAGCUGCCGCUCUGUCCUGCCUGGCUGACCUCACUGCAACCAUAGUGCAGAACAAAGCAGUGGCCGAGCAGGGUCUGGAAGAAGGAGAGGCGGAGGAGAAUAGGGGUAAAGAGGAAGUGGAGGACAUGGGCCUCGGCUGGAUGGAGAUUUGCUGUAUAGCACUGGAGCUCCACGCUGCUGAGCCAGCAGUUCAGGAAGCUGCAAGCUGGGCCAUUCACAAUCUGUUACUGCACGGAGCUGGAGUGAACCACUCAGAGGAGGAGCAAGAUGAGAGGACUCCUGUUCACAGACAGUUAAUGGCGGCCAUGCUGCUCCACUCCUCCUCUCCCAGUGUGUUUAAAGCUGCUACCUGUGCCAUCGCCACACUCAUCACACACAAUGGUAAGAUGCGUUCCCUGCUGCUGUCCAGUGGCCUCCACGUCAACAUAGUGGAGAUGAUGAAGAGACAUUCGACUUCAGAAGAGGUUUCCAUCAGCGCCUGCAAACUGCUGGGCCUCCUCUUCCAGGGAAGGACGGCCAGUCUGGAUGAGCUGACCAUGGCCAUGAGCCAGAUCCUCAUCUCCAUGAAGGUCCACAACUUCCAGUCGGAGGUGCAGCUGGAGGCUUUGCAGGCCAGCCUGGUCUUCCUCUGCCCAGACAGGAGCUUACGGGAGCAUGGCGUCUCAGUGGCAGACCCCGACAUGGCCGACGUGUCCCUGAAAGUCCUGAAGAACCAGUGUGUGGUGGAGGGGGCUCAUACCCUCUACCUGGAGGUUCUCAACAGGUUCAUCAGCAGCUCAACCAUCCAGAAGUGUGGUUUGAGGGUGCUGUCUGUUCUGGCUGACUGCUCCGGUGCAGUGGACCUGCUCUGCCAGCAGGGGGCGAUAGACACAGUCCUGCAUACACUACAGAUGUUCCCACAGGAACGAGAGAUACACUAUUGGGGUCUGACCCUACUUAACUACCUCGUAUCCAAGAAGAAACUGUCGCGGAUGAUCGUACCUGUUCUGGCCUCCGUUUUAGUCACUUCACUCAUCCAGUACAGAGAAGACUCUGAGAUGCUUCUGAAGUGUUUUCAGGUGUCGUUGAGGAUGCUUGACGCCUGUUCAGGAGCAGCUGCUGAACUGCAGAGAGAAGACUUUGACAGGCAGAUCUUCCAGCACCUCAAAGAGGACACUCCCGACCACAGCAACAACCAGCUGCGGAAGUCGGUGUGCUUGGCUCUGUCUAAAAUGUGGUGCAACCACGAGCUACACUACAGCAUGCUGGAAAAAGCCUGCAAGGACGGAGACACGACGAUGGCCGAGUGUCUGAUUGAGCUCGGCGCUGAUAUCAACAGGAAGACACAAAAAAACUCUCUCAUCUAUCAGGUCUGUGAGAAAGGAGGACCACUAGAACUGGUGGAGCUGCUGCUGAGCAAAGGUGCCCACGAGCAGCACCUCCGCAGGGCUCUGGCUGUGAGCGUGAAGCGAGGUGACGGACCUGCUGUCAUUCAGCUGCUGGGCCGUCUUGGUCUGGACCUCAAUAACAGCGCCCUCUGUCUGGGGGGCUUCCGACUGGGGCGUCUUGAAGCUACUUGGCUCAGCCCCCUGCUGGCUGAAAGAAGCAGAACAUUCAGUCUCCGUUACAACAACAGUAGAGGUAUGAAUCUGGCAAAGUACAUUCAGUCUUUCCAGAGGCCUAAAAGCACCGGUGGUCCGCCCAGGUCUCUAGGUGACCCGUGUUUGACCUCUGGCUACAUUUCUGACGAGAGCGACGACUCCAGCUUCAGCUUCGUCUCCAUGGACGACAGCAUGUUCCUCAACGACGACAUGGAGAGUGACGGGAGUGAUUCACUGACAGGAGCUCUGUCUCCGAAGCCUCAUAAUAACUCCUCAGAGGAGCUGAGGGGAAGCUCCUUCAAAAGGAAGGGACGUCGCAGACAUGCCAGUGCAGAGAGCGGUCAAACUGAGAAUGAACACACUGAGCCUGUACACAAGAGAUAUGGAAGGACUGGCUCCAAUCAAAAACUUCUGGUAACUGGUGAGAACUCUGCUGCUCUCCCCAAAGAGAGAGAGAGGAUCCGGUUGCUGGACCUGUCAGGAAAUGAACUGGACUCUCUCUCCUGUCUGAUGGAUGACAUUUUUGUCCAGCAGCAGCUGGGGCAUCUCUUCCGCCUAGACCUGAGCCACAACAGCCUUCUGGAGUUUCCCUCUGCACUGUGUCAGAAUUUGAAGAGUCUGACACGACUGGACCUGCAGGGAAACCAGCUGCAGUCGCUGCCUGUGGAGCUGCUGGCUCUUCCCUCGCUGAGCAUGCUGAACGUCUCUCGCAACUGCGUGGGCCCGCUGCUGACCUUCGACCCCGCUGUCACCUGCCCUUCACUGCGGCAGCUAAACCUGUCUUUUAACAAAAUCACCACAUUCCCCCACGAGCUGGGCCGGGCCAUGGAUCAGCUGGAGGAGCUGUUUAUGGAAGGUAACAGUAUAACUGAGCUCUGCACCCCUCUGUGUCUGCCGGAGAUCAAGCUGCUUGAUGUGAGCAAGAACAACAUUGAGAACAUUUCUCCAGACCUCCUGACCGGCUGCCCCAAACUGGAAACCUUCAAUGCAUCCACGAAUAAAAUCUGCUCCCUGUCACAUCUGCCAACCAAGAUCACAACAGUUAAACUAGCCAACAACAACUUCACUUACGUUCCAGAGGCGAUACUUGAUCUCCCAAACUUACGAUCAGUGGAUAUGAGAACCAACAGCAUCGCGGUUCUGCCUGUGCCGGCUUUCUGGGCGUCCAGCAACCUGAGAGAGCUGAUGUUCAGUCAGAACUGUAUCAACACUCUGGAUCUGAGUGGAUCAAUCUACAAAUGGGCCAGACUAGAGAAACUCCACCUGAGUGGCAACAAACUCACUGAGAUCCCUCCUCAGAUCGGUCUGUUGGAAGGCCUGACAUCUCUGGAUGUGAGUCGUAAUUCUGGCCUGCGCUCCUUCCCCGAUGAGAUGGGGAAGCUGAGCAGGCUAUGGGACCUGCCACUGGACGGCCUUCGACUCCAGCUGGACCUCAAACUGAUUGGCAGCAAGACUAAAGACAUUGUCAGGUUCCUGCAGCAGAGGCUGAAGAAAGCAGUGCCGUACUACCGGAUGAAGCUCAUCGUGGUAGGGAAUGCUGGCAGCGGGAAGACCACCCUGAUCCAACAGCUGAUGAAACUGAAGCGCUCCCAGCUGAGCUCCAAGCAGACCGCUGUUGGGAUUGACGUGCGGGAUUGGACCAUCAGGGAACGGGACAAGAAGAAAAUGGUGCUGAACGUCUGGGACUUCUCAGGUGGAGAGGAGUUCAGUGGCUCUCACCCUCACUUCCUGACUUCCAGAGCUCUCUACCUGGUGGUUUACAACCUGAGUAAAGGAGCCUGUCAGGUGGACGCCCUCAAACCCUGGCUCUUCAACAUCAAAGCAGUAGCUCCGCUCUCCCCGGUCAUCCUGGUGGGAACCCACACAGAUGUGAGCGAGGACGUGCAGCUGCAGGCCUGUAUGACUAAGAUCAGAGAGGAGCUGUUGAACCACCAGGGCUUCCCGGCCAUCAGGGACUACCACAUGGUCUCUGUCCUCGAAGACUCGGACGCCAUGACCAAGCUCCGCAAGGCCAUCGCCAGGGAGGUCACCAGCUUCAAGAUCCAGGGCCAGCCUGUGAUGGGUCAGCUGGUUCCAGAUAGCUAUGUGGAGCUGGAGCGCCGGGUUCUCCAGGAGAGGACCAGAGUUCCUCCAGAGUUCCCCGUCCUCAGGCACCAUGAGCUGCUGCAGCUCAUCCAGGAGAGUCAGCUGCAGCUGGAUGAAGCUGAGCUGCCCCACGCCAUCCACUUCCUCAGUGAAGCCGGAGUUUUACUGCACUUUGAUGAUCCUGCACUUCAGCUCCAGGAGCUGUACUUCAUCGACCCACAGUGGCUGUGCAACAUCAUCUCUCAGAAACUGACAUUAAAGAGCGGUGGCUUCUGGGAGCAUCCUAAGGGAGUCGUUCAGCGCUCAGUGGUGGAAAAGUUCCUGUUUGAGACCAAAUGUUUCCCCAAGAGUCACCUGACGCAGUUCUUUAAACUGCUGGAGAAGUUUCAGAUCGCUCUACCCUUUGGCGAGGACCAGCUGCUCGUACCCAGCAGUUUGCCCAAACACAGACCAAUAAUAGAGCUUCCUCACUGUGAGAACUCAGAGGUGAUUGUGCGUCUGUACGAGAUGCCCUACUUCCCCAUGGAUUACUGGUCUCGCCAGAUCAGCCGCCUCUUGGAGGUCUCUUCUUAUUUGCUCUAUGGACGAGAGAAAGUUGUUCGACCAAACCGGAUCUAUUGGAGGAGAGGUGUGUACCUGAGCUGGUCUCCUGAGGCCUACUGUCUGGUGGAGUCUGCCACAAUGGACGAGAGCCCUUCUUGCUUCGUCAGGAUAACUGUGCCUUCUUCAAGAAAAGGCCGGGUGUUGCUGGGUCAGGUGGUGGAUCACAUCGACUCCCUGCUGGAGGAAUGGUUUCCCGGCCUUCUUAACACCGACAUGCACGGCAGUGGAGAAGCCCUGCUGAAGAAGUGGGCUUAUUACAGCUUUGAGGAUGGCCAGGAGAGGAAAAAGAUGUUGUUGGAGGACCUCUUUACUCAUUUUGACGACGACUUUCUGCUGAAGAACCCAGAGGACGAUCGCUCCACUCUUCCUAUCAGUCAGAUCGCUCCUGACCUGGUACUGAGUGACCAGCCUGGAGGAACAAUACUGGACAGUGAGGAGCUGGAGGUGGAUCUAUCUUUAGAGAACCAACUGGGGGGCGGUGGCUUUGGAACUGUCUAUCGAGGCAUCUACAAAAAUGAAGAGGUGGCUGUGAAGAUAUUCAACAAGCAUGCGUCUGAGCUUUACAUCUACAGGCUCCUUAGACAGGAGCUGGCGGUGUUGGGUCGUCUCCGUCACCCCAGCCUGGUUGGUCUGCUGGCAGCCGGCUCAGCUCCACAGGUCCUGGUUAUGGAGCUGGCUAUGCGAGGCUCCCUGGACUCUCUCUUCGAGCACGAGAACGGCAGCCUCAACAGGAAGCUCCAACACAGGAUCGCCCUGCAUGUGGCUGAGGGACUCAGGUACCUUCACUCAGCCAUGAUCAUCUACCGCGAUCUGAAGCCCCACAACGUCCUCCUGUUCAACCUGAAGACCGACUCCGAGAUCAUCGCCAAGAUCACGGACUACGGCAUCGCUCAGUACUGCUGCAGCAUGGGAGUGAGGAGCUCCGAGGGCACGCCAGGUUUCCGGGCACCAGAGGUUGCCCGCGGUAAUGUGAUCUACAACCAGCAGGCCGAUGUGUUUUCCUUUGGUUUGCUUCUCUACGACCUCCUGACCUGCGGCGAGCGCAUCUGUGACGGCAUGAAGUUCCCCAGUGAGUUUGAUGAGGUCGCCGUGCAGGGAAAGCUGCCAGACCCAGUAAAACACUACGGCUGCUCACCUUGGCCUGGCUUCCAAGCGCUGAUGAAAGACUGUCUGAGAGAAAGACCUCAGGAUCGACCCACCUCUGCUCAGGUGUUUGACAGGCUGAAUUCAGGAGAGAUGUUGUGUCUGAUGAGGGAGCUGGUGGUUCCCAGAGCGGUCAACGCUGACUGCUUCACAGUGAGCUCCUGUAGCGGCGACGGCCCCUCAUCCAGUCACAAAGCCUGGCUGGGAGGGGGCAGCAACAGCCAGAGGACGGGCUCCGUCACAGCUGUGGACCUGGACACCAACGUGGUCACUACACAGGAGAUAGACACCAGUCCCGUCCUGUGUCUUCUGACCGUCCAAAUCCCGAACGACACGCAUGAUUGGCUGGUGGCAGGCACCCAGUCUGGCUCCUUAGUGGUGAUGAGCACUCUGGACAAGUCGACUUCGCACCACCUGCAGAGUGUCACGGAUGCUGUCACCUCGCUGUACUUCCAUGUACAUGCUCGCCGCACCCAAAGAAAGAAUUAUUUGCUGGUGGGAACAGCAGAUGGGAUUCUCACUAUUUAUGAAGACUCUGUACUGAAGCUGGAGAACGGACAGCCGGUCAAAACUCUCACCGUGGGCAACGUCAACACGCCCGUCAUGUUUCUGGGCCAGUCCAUGCACUCGCUCGACAGCAGGUCUCUGUGGGCCGGCUGCGGGACCAAGAUCCUCUCCUUUUCGGCCGACUACGAAGUCAGCAAGUCCAUGGACACGAGACCCAACCUCAUCUUCCAGCAGCAGCGCUCGCUCAGCGGGGAGGCGUGUGUGUCUCGUAUGGUUGUGGAUCAAUACGUGUACCUGAGCAAAGUCGGGGCAGCGACCGUCGAGGUUUGGGACAAGAGGAGUGAGAGGAUGGUGGACUGCAUCGACUGUGCUCAGAUAAUCAGAGGCAGGCAGGGCAGUGAGGUGGAGCUGCCCACCGAAGCGGCUCCCUCCUGGGCUCGGGUGAAGGCCCUGCUGGUGCAGAGCGCUGCCACUCUCUGGAUCGGCACUAGAGGGGGCCACCUGCUCCUGCUGGAGCUCUCCAAACACCAGACGCUGCAGGUCAUCGCCCCUCGCUGCGACUCCAUCCGCUGCAUCGCUUCUGCACUUAUAGAAACACUAAACUGGAAGAAUGUGGUGCUGGUUUUGGGCAGACGACUCCCACAAGACAGGAAUCAGUUAGAUGAGGAUUCGGUGCUGAUGGUGUGGAACAGCACGCUGCCGAUGGAGGUCAAAGACCUGAAUAAACACUGCGAAAAGAGAGAGCAGAUCACGGCCCAAAUGAGAGAGCAGAUCCAUCAAGACUGAGCCUGCAGAAUUUACAUCGAAAAGGGAUCAACUCUCCAGAGCAUCAUCAUCAUGUCCGCAGAACAUAUCGAAGGGGACGUUUUACCUCAUUUUCUGACAGCCAUACUUUUUAAUUUCACCCACCCUGGGAGACCAAGAACUGAAGGGGAGAGCAAGUCACAAUGAAAUGAUAAACUUCAAGAAAUCG
Molecule: messenger RNA, 7846 nt
Organism: Scomber scombrus (Atlantic mackerel)
Lineage: Eukaryota; Metazoa; Chordata; Actinopteri; Scombriformes; Scombridae
Gene: lrrk2
Product: leucine-rich repeat kinase 2
Exons: 52
Coding region: 1-7659 (2552 amino acids)
Biological process (GO): protein phosphorylation
Cellular component (GO): plasma membrane
Molecular function (GO): GTP binding; protein binding; protein kinase activity
Source: RefSeq, a predicted model, not a curated record